AUGUCUGAGGAAUAUUCUAGGAAAAGACAGCGUGUUGAUGAUGAUAUUGGGUAUGCGCCCCUUGAAGACAACGAACUUCCACCGCACUUACAGGACAAUGAAGACGUACCACCACAUCUUCAAAACAACGAAGACGUUCCACCACAUCUUCAAAACAACGAAGACGUUCCACCACAUCUUCAAAACAACGAAGACGUUCCACCACAUCUUCAAAACAACGAAGACGUUCCACCACAUCUGCAGUAUAAUGAGAAGGAAUCUGCGAGAAGCGAAUCUGAACAGGCUCAUGGUCAGGAAGCGUACAACCCAAAGAGACAAAGGCAGACUUUAAAUAAUGCAGAACUAGAACGUGCGCAAGGCUUGUGCCAAAGCUUACAAACUUUAGGUGACGUGCCAUAUGAAGUUAAAGUCUUAUAUACACAGGGAACAGAGACUAUUGUUUACUUGUGGCAUGAUGACAAUUUCAGGAACUCUAUUCUAAGAUACUUUGGAGCAGUUAUCAUUGAUAUGCCCCAUAAGGCGAACCUUUUCAGCGGGUUGAUCUUAUUGGCAAAUGCCAAAAUAAGUAAAGUUGGUGAGGAUGUAAUUCAAUGGCUCAAGGCCAGAUUAGUUGAGGUAUUCGAUGAUAUCAGAGGUGAUUCAAUGGAAGUCAGUGAUUCUCUUGGUAAUAAUGGUGAAGAGGGUGAAAUGAGAUGCAUGAAAAGUUGGAAUAGAGUUAUACUUAUAUUCCGUAUGUUUGGACUAUUAUCUCCAAUGAUUCAGGAUUUCGAAUCUAUUGUCAAAUUAGCCAAAGACCUCAUUGACUACUCUAUACAAUUACAAAACGGUAGCGAGGAAAGAGUUGCAUUGGCCGAAUUGUUAUACUAUGAGAUGUUAAUUAGUUUGCCAUACUGUUUGGCCAACGAGAAGGGCAAUAAGUGUAAGGAACAAUUGAAAAAGAUUAUUGAAAGUGCUAAGCAAUUUAAUGUUCGGGUUUCAGAAGGUGACGAGAAGUUUAAACCGAUUGUGCAAGAUGCUGGAGAGCUGGUGGCAAUGUCUGAAAUUUUGAAGGACACUCCGCAAGUUGUAGAUUCUUACUUGGAUGAAAUGAAUUUAUUCUAUGAUGUUUCUCAUGUUGUUGAUCCCUUAAUAAGGACCGUACUUGCUGAAAAAAAAUUAGUAGAAGAAAAAAGUGAAAUACAGGAAGGGGAGAAUGAACAAGAGGGAAACCAGAAUGGCCCGGAAAUUGAAGAGAAGGUUGAACAUACAGGCCAAGAAAAAGAUGAAGAGAAAACAGACGAUGUGAUUUUUGCGACGCACACAGUUGGGACAAUUGAGAUUCCAAGUGCAGAACUAUUGGAUCAAAUUUCACAACUUGAUAAAUAUGCUUCUAUUGCAGAUACUUUGUGGAAGCAUCCAAGGUAUGUGCUUAAUAUUUUUCCAUAUGAAAGGCAAAGACAAGAGUUGGAUUUUGAUACCUUACCUCCAGCCAAAUCAUAUGCUUCAAUGCUUCUGAACGAUGUGUUGAACUGCACCUUAAUCAACAUGGAAUACAACAGAGUUGUUGUAAGUAAGCAGAUAUUAAAUUACCCGCUGUAUUUCAACGAGAAAGCUUUCUGUAAACCCAAUUCCCCAUUAGAUAAAUUGAUGAUUAUUGAUAACUUACGGAAGGGGAUUGAUUUUGAUUUGAUCAAGAAUUUGGAAGAAAGCAGUGACUUUGAUGAAAACAUCAAGCAAUCUAUGAUUGCAUCUGCGAAGAGAAUACAGGACGAGUAUGAGCAGGGAUUUCAGAGUACAUGGAAGAUGGAAGAGAUUGUGCUGACAAAUAUAAUCAACCUCAUUUUCCUCAUUCCGCAAAUUGAACUACCUCCUAUUUAUUUUGAGACACUAGUGGAAGAUACAUGUGGACGUGAUUGGACGUUGGUGAAGCGCUACAAUUAUGAAAGCAACGAGAGUUUAGUUUUCUCCAAAGUUGUUGGUGACAGCUUCCGCUACUUAUAUGAGAACGUUGAGAAAUUAAGGUAUGAAAACAUUGUUAAAUUUGUCAAUUGGUUUGUGUUACAAGUGAGCAACUUCAAGUUUGAAUGGGAGUGGCAAGAAUGGGUUCCGCAAUUUCUAGAGAUUGGAGAUUCCCAAAUCUAUCAUCCCAAGGUUUUCUUUAUUAGAAAUGCCAUUCACAAGGAGAUUUUGAUUACCAACUACAAGUUUAUCAAAAGCAAGACAUUACCUGAGGAGUUGAGGAAAUAUGCCAAUUUAUCAUUAAAGAGUCGGGAAGAGUUAGUUGAAUAUGAUUGCAAAUUUUUUGGGACGGAAUUUGCCCAAUUGAAUACGGUUGAUCCAUUUGAGAAUGAGGAGGAUAACUAUGGCAAUAACAAUGGCGAUGAUAUAGUUGAGACCAAUACUGAAACCUACAAGUUGUUUUCGCAUUAUUUAUUCAACCACGAUGAGCAUCCAUUCAAUGAUAUCUGUAGAGACGUGUACAUGAAUCUCGAGAAUGUUGAAGAUAGCAACGAGUCGCUCCUUGAGUUGAUUGAUAGGCUCAAGGAGCGGGUGGUCAAUGAGGGGGAUGUUAAGAAUGCCAAUGAGUAUAUAGUUACGCUUGUUCUCCAGUCAGUGUGUCUUAUUGGAUCCCGUUCAUUUUCAGUUUUCGAGGAAAGUUUGAACAAGGUAUUUGGUGACAAGCUAAAGAGUGUCUUAGAGCAUGUUGAUGCGGGAGAGGCGGAGAAAAAGGAAUGGAUCAUCAAUGCCGUUUUACGGAUUUGGAACAGCGAACCAAGGAUUGGGUUGAUGUUCCUCGAGAGGUUAGCACGAUACCAUAUAAUUGACGAAGGUACAUUAGUACGUUAUGUUUGGAAUUACAAUUGUCUCCCACUAAGAGAGGUUUAUGCGGACGAGUUUUUGGAGCGACUCAUUGACGAUCGGGAAGAUCUUAAUUUGGUUUACCUUGAAUGUCUCGAGAGACAAGUUGAGAAGUCCAAGGAAGAUGGGGAUGAAUACCAGUGCAAGUAUCUGAGAGAUGCCAUGGAGUAUCGGAGACGUGAGAGAGUGUGA
Molecule: messenger RNA, 3030 nt
Organism: Pichia kudriavzevii
Lineage: Eukaryota; Fungi; Ascomycota; Pichiomycetes; Pichiales; Pichiaceae
Exons: 1
Coding region: 1-3030 (1009 amino acids)
Biological process (GO): nuclear-transcribed mRNA catabolic process, nonsense-mediated decay; mRNA export from nucleus
Cellular component (GO): nucleus; nuclear cap binding complex
Molecular function (GO): RNA cap binding; mRNA binding
Source: RefSeq, a predicted model, not a curated record